CUUCUUUAUUUCUGAAAGUUUUAUUAAAAGUUUCUAUUUUUAGGUGAAAUAUUUUAGCACAGUCACUAGUCGAUAUACUUGGCUUAAGGGACAAAUUCUAUAUUUCCAGAAUUAUCGUCCGAGUAUAUUUUGUGUACUACCGGUAAAGUAGAAACCUUGCGAAUAUUACAAUGCACUCCAACAAGUCGGGCGAGAUGCGGCAGGAGUCCGACAGCCUGGGGCCCAUGGAGGUGCCCAUGGAUCGUUACUAUGGUGCUCAGACGAUGCGCUGCGUGCUCAACUUUCGCAUCGGUGGCGAAGAGGAGCGUAUGCCGCGCCAGAUCGUCCAGGCCAUAGGUAUUUUGAAGAAGGCUGCUGCCGAAACCAACCAGGAAUUUGGAUUGGACCCCAAGCUGAGCACAGCGAUCUCAAAUGCCGCCGACGAUGUGAUCUCCGGAAAGCUGUACGACGAGGGACAUUUCCCGCUGCCCAUCUGGCAGGCGGGAUCCGGGACGCAGAGCAACAUGAACACCAACGAGGUGAUCGGCAACCGGGCCAUUGAGAUGCUGGGCGGCAGGGUCGGCUCCAAGGACCCGAUUCAUCCCAAUGACCACGUGAACAUGUCUCAGAGCUCGAACGACACCUUUCCCUCGGCCAUUCACAUCGCGGUGGCCAGUGGCUUGAACAAGGAGCUGCGCCCAGCGAUCACCGCUCUGCGAGACUCUAUGCAGUCGAAGACCAAUGAAUGGAAGGACAUCAUCAAAAUCGGACGUACGCAUGUCCAGGACUCGGUGCCAAUGACGCUGGGCCAGGAGUUCAGUGGCUACACCCAGCAGUUGACCAACGGGCUGGCGCGGAUCGAGGCGGUGCUGCCGAGGAUCUACCAGCUGGCCCUGGGCGGCACAGCCGUCGGAACAGGAUUGAAUUGUCGCCGUGGAUUCCCCGAAAAGUGCAUCAAGCGAAUCGCCCAGCUCACAGGCCUGCCCUUUGUGGUGGCCCCCAACUUUUUCGAGGCGCUGGCCAGCCGCGACGCUAUGGUGGAGGUCCACGGAGCCCUCAACGUUCUGGCCGUCAGUCUAAUGAAGAUAGCCAAUGAUAUAAGGCUUAUGGGCUCUGGACCGCGCUGUGGGCUGGGUGAAGUUCACUUGCCGGAGAAUGAGCCGGGAAGCUCAAUUAUGCCCGGCAAGGUGAAUCCCACGCAGUGCGAGGCCUUGACCAUGAUCUGUGCCCAGGUGAUGGGCAACCACGUGGCCGUCUCCGUGGGCGGCGCCAACGGAAACUUUGAGCUGAAUGUCUUUAAGCCUCUGAUCGUGUCCAAUGUGCUGCGUUCCAUCAAGCUGCUGACGGAUGGAUGCCGCAGCUUCAAUUUGAACUGCGUCAAGGGCAUCAAGCCCAACAAGGACAAGCUGGCCAGUAAUGUGAAUCAAUCGCUGAGCCUGGCGCCUGCCCUCUGUCCCAACAUUGGGUGUGAUAAGACGACCCAGAUUGUCAAAUCGGCGCACCAGAAUGGAACCACUGUAAAGGAGGAGGCCUUAAAGGCCGGCAUUACAGAGAAGGACUAUAACGAAUGGGUGCGCGUCGACAAGAUGCUGGGACCCAGCUAAGCUGCUCAGCACUGGUCUCUGUUUAAUUUAUUUCAUAUUCACAACUUAUUGAUAAAUUUUAUGUCAGAGCUA
This is a messenger RNA of Drosophila kikkawai, 1655 nucleotides long. It is a transcript of the gene Fum3, whose product is annotated as Fumarase 3. Lineage: Eukaryota; Metazoa; Arthropoda; Insecta; Diptera; Drosophilidae. The record is from RefSeq and is a predicted model, not a curated record. Gene Ontology annotation, biological process: malate metabolic process; fumarate metabolic process; tricarboxylic acid cycle. Gene Ontology annotation, cellular component: mitochondrion; tricarboxylic acid cycle heteromeric enzyme complex. Gene Ontology annotation, molecular function: fumarate hydratase activity.